Vitis riparia (riverbank grape) is the source of this 2569-nucleotide messenger RNA. Its product is annotated as protein LYK2. Gene Ontology annotation, molecular function: ATP binding; protein kinase activity. Gene Ontology annotation, biological process: protein phosphorylation. The record is from RefSeq and is a predicted model, not a curated record. NCBI's taxonomy places the organism in Eukaryota, Viridiplantae, Streptophyta, Magnoliopsida, Vitales, Vitaceae.
AGGUUCAUGAAUGGAGCUAUGAUGACUAUACGUAUGCACCCAAGCUAUCAAAGAUUAAAGGAAAAUUGAUACUGCAACAGGAACAAAGCUGGGCCAGUCUGUGCAAGUGGGUGCAAGGACAUGAAUGAGUCUGAGUUAGAAGCAUGUUAAUGCAUCUAAAAGCUGGUGGAAGCCCAAGAGAGGAAGCUAUGAGCUCUGGAAGUUGAGAACUUCCCCUAGCCAAUGGAAUCAAGCCCAAGGAAAGGGGGUUAGCCAAACAGCUGGAAUCAGAGUUUCCUAGGUUGAAAGGCGUGGUCGUGGGCAUGGCUGCUCUCAUCAAUAACUUCUAUCUAAGAGCUUUGUUUUUGUUCAUCCUUGUAUUUGUCUCCACUCUGGGACAGAGCUUGCUAAGCUGUGAGACCUCCUCCCGGGAUGCUUCUGGCUACUACUGCAAUGGAAAUGGAUCCCAGAAACAGUGUGGGACUUUUGCACUUCUUCGCACCAAUUCCUACUACUCAUCUCUUUUCAAUCUGAGCUUCUACUUAGGGAUUGAUCGGUUCUUGAUUGCAGAAGCAAAUGGCUUCUCUGCUGACACAGAGUUACUUCCAUACAAUCAGCCUUUGUUGAUCCCAAUUGAAUGUAAAUGUAAGGCCGGUUUCUUUCAGGCUGAACUCACUAAAACUACCAUAGAAGGGGAAAGCUUCUUUGGCAUUGCUGAAUCGCUGGAGGGCCUGACCACCUGCAAAGCCAUCCGAGAAAGGAACCCGAGCAUCCAACCAUGGGGUCUUGCAGAUAAAGUCCGGUUGCUAAUCCCAUUGAGAUGUGCCUGCCCAUCAUCAUCUGAAAUUAUUCAAGAAACAAAGCUUUUGCUGUCUUAUCCCGUAAGUGAAGGUGAUACGGUUCCUAGCUUAGCCUUCAAGUUCAAUACUACUUCAGAAGCUAUUAUCUCAGCAAACAACAGAUCAGGAGCAACUCUGAGACUAGGAAGCCUAGCACCGGUUUCAUCGCUCCUGAUUCCACUCAGAGAUAAGCCCACCCUUGGUUCCCCUGCGAAGCCUCGUGAGCCGAAUUUGGGUCUUCCAGCAACCAGCAUCCCAGUAAUUAAUCCGCACAAGAAGAAAACAAAAAUGUGGAAGAUUGGAGUUUAUAUUGCAGUUAGUGGGGUUGCAGUUGGAGCAAGCAUUGCCAUUGCUGCAGCCGUCUUGGUGAUCCACUGGAAGCGGAAGAAGCAGAAUGCUUACAAGAUGGGAGAUGUGGAGCUACAACAGCUUGGCUUGAGUGUAAGAACCACCAGUGAGAAAAAAGUCUCGUUUGAGGGAUCCCAAGAUCCUAUCGAUCAGAUCAUCGAGUCCACCCCGCAUAAGAUUGUAGUGGAGACAUACACUAUGUUGGAGCUGAGAAAAGCUACAGAGGACUUCAAUUCAAGCAAUCUCAUUGAGGGAUCGGUGUUUCAUGGUCGUCUCAAUGGCAAGAACUUGGCAAUAAAGCAUACACAUCCAGAAGCCAUUUCCAAGAUAGAGUUUGGGCUUUUUCAUGAUGCAAUUCACCAUCAUCCCAACAUAAUAAGGCUGUUAGGGACUUGCUUGAAUGAAGGUCCUGAUUCAUAUUUGAUUUUUGAGUAUGCCAAGAACGGGUCCUUGAAGGACUGGCUGCAUGGUGGGCUGGCAAUGAAAAGCCAAUUCAUUGCCUCCUGCUAUUGUUUCUUGACAUGGAACCAAAGGUUGAGGAUUUGUCUUGAUGUAGCAAUGGCCUUGCAGUACAUGCACCACAUAAUGCACCCCUGCUAUGUUCACCGAAACGUAAAAAGCCGAAACAUCUUCUUAGAUGAAGAGUUCAAUGCUAAGAUUGGGAAUUUUGGCAUGGCAAGAUGUUUUGAAGAUGAUGCUGAAGACUCCCAGCCUUAUUCAACUGCCUCUUGGAGUAAAGGGUAUUUAGCUCCAGAAUAUCUUCACCAGGGUAUAAUCUCCCCAACCCUUGAUUUUGCUUAUGGGGUGGUUUUGCUGGAGGUUUUAUCUGGGAAAACACCCAUAACCAGGGCUGAUGAUAAGGGAGGAGGGAGAGUUUGGCUUCCAGAGAAAAUCAAGUCCAUAUUAGGCUCAGAAAACACAGAGGAGCUCAGAGACUGGAUGGACAGCGCAUUGGGUGAGAAUUAUUCGUUUGAUGCUGCCAUCACAUUGGCAAAUCUUGCAAGAGUUUGCACAGACGAAAAUCCAUGCUCCAGACCCAGUGCUGGGGAAAUUGUUGAAAAGUUAUCAAGAUUGGUGGAACAGCUACCAGAGGGAGAGCAAUUUUCUAUCUGCGAAAGCUCUUCCAAGCCCCUAGUCAAGGCUGCUGCAAACAGCCUAUGAAAACUAUAAACUAUAGACAACCAUCCUCAUACUGAUCCUAGCUUUUGUGUCGCUUAGGAAUUUAUCUAGAGUGUUUGGCUCUUGGUAUCUUCAUAAGGGUAGUGGGGUCCUGUACAUAUGUAAUUAAUAAACUGAAUUGGACACGGUUUAGCUUCAACUCUGUACUCUCUCUCCCUCUGUUUCUCUGUCUGUCUCUGCUUCUGAAAUAAUAAAUGCAGUUCGUACUGAGUUUUAAGUUCAUA